AUGUCUAAGAAAGACACAGUUCUUGCGGGUGGCAACAUGUUUCUUCGAAGAAACAUGGGAGGAGGCUCCAUGACUGGAGUGCUUCGCCACCAAUAUUGCCCGGCUACGUCUCUGGAGUUCAUGGCGACUUUGGGACUUCGGUCGGUUUUGAACUGGCAGAUCACCAGGCAAAUAUCGUCUCAUUCAUCGGGCACGCUUAGCCUCUCUUACUUGCUGCGGAGUGGACACGUAACUCUGGGUGAAUCAUGGACGAGGCAGAUCGCUGAAAACACGACCGCAACUCUUUUGCUCUUUCUUGGUCCUGAUCCGAAUCAAGCGGGUUUAGUUCUGGGCUGGCAACACAAAGGAACCAAAAACUCGAUAAGCUCUGAGAUCAAAGCCGGUCCAGCAGCGGCAGGAAUCAGUGGCCAAGUCACCAGGCAACUGUCUGGCAAGUCCAAGGGGAAAGUUAGCGCUCGACUUGGGAGUACUGGUGUUGAGCUCGAGAUUGGUGGUGAGAGAAGUAUCUCUGACCAUAGCUCGGCUGGAAUGUUCUGCGUGAUAGGCCUUCAGGGAGUGUCUUGGAAAUUCAGGUUCACUCGAGGUGGCCAGAAGUUCGUCGUGCCGCUUUUACUUGCAGCGCGUUUUGAUCCGGUAGUGGCACUUGGUGCACUUCUCUUACCAUCGACUCUAUAUGUUGUUCUCAAGAAGUACGUCUUUAAGCCGUAUUUCUAAAAGAGAGCAGAAGCGAAGAAGCUGGAACAGCGAAAGUCGACAGUAACACAGGUUCAAGAGUCUCGGGCAAACGCCGAAAAGGCUCAAGAUCUUUUGAAAAACGUUGCUCAUUGUAAAGUUGCGAAAGCGGAGGAGACAGGAGGCUUGAUCAUUGCCAAAGCCAUUUACGGCGAUCUCAAGGCCCGGGAUGGAAACGUGUCUGGAGAAGACACCCCUCCAACGAUUGACGUGACCAUACCUCUGCAGUUCCUUGUCGACGACUCUGGUCAGCUCAAGCUCCACGCCGGA
Messenger RNA from Selaginella moellendorffii, 1002 nucleotides. RefSeq names its product chaperone protein dnaJ 13. Lineage: Eukaryota; Viridiplantae; Streptophyta; Lycopodiopsida; Selaginellales; Selaginellaceae. Bases 1 to 714 code for a protein of 237 amino acids. The transcript has 9 exons. The record is from RefSeq and is a predicted model, not a curated record.